Messenger RNA from Closterium sp. Yama58-4, 2103 nucleotides. The record is from the annotation of a GenBank genome assembly. Lineage: Eukaryota; Viridiplantae; Streptophyta; Zygnematophyceae; Desmidiales; Closteriaceae.
AUGGGAGGGCAGCAUGGGAGGGCAGCAUGGGAGGGCAGCAUGGAAGGGCAGCAUGGGAGGGCAGCAUGGGAGGGCAGCAUGGGAGGGCAGUAUGGGAGGGCAGCAUGGGAGGGCAGUAUGGGAGGGCAGUAUGGGAGGGCAGCAUGGGAGGGCAGCAUGGGAGGGCAGCAUGGGAGGGCAGUAUGGGAGGGCAGCAUGGGAGGGCAGUAUGGGAGGGCAGCAUGGGAGGGCAGCAUGGGAGGGCAGCAUGGGAGGGCAGUAUGGGAGGGCAGUAUGGGAGGGCAGUAUGGGAGGGCAGUAUGGGAGGGCAGUAUGGGAGGGCAGUAUGGGAGGGCAGUAUGGUUCAUAAAGGCAUCGCAUCCCCCCAACCCACCUUUCCAUCCCCACACAACAGCCCUCACCGUGCACCACCUCACCGUGCACCACCUCACCGUGCACCACCUCACCGUGCACCACCUCACCGUGCACCACCUCACCGUGCACUACCUCACCACCCCUGCGCUCUGCACUCCUCCCAUCCGCGCAGCCCGUUGCCCCAAACUGCCCAUACAGCCCCUCCCGUGGGCGCGGGACACCUUUUCGGGCAGCACGCAGUCGAAGCGUACAGCUCCCAAUUCCCCCCUCCCCUUCCCCCCUCCCCUUCCCCCCUCCCCUUCCCCCCUCCCCUUCCCCCCUCCCCUUCUCCCCUCCCUUCCCCCUCCCCUUUCCCCCCUCGCUCCCCCCUCCCCGCGCGGCGCACCUUUUCGGGCGGCACGCAGUCAAAGACGUACACCUCGCCGUGCGGCGGCUGGAGGUGGUGCGGGUGCACGUGGGCCAGGGCGGCGGGGUAGUGCGGUUGGAACGGCAGCGACGCGGCGUGCAUGCCGCGCGCCUGCAGGUCCAGCAUCAUGUGGUGCUCCGCCAUGCACGCCCGCGCGACGACGGCGCGCGUACCUAGCUGCUACAGGCGCGGAGAGUUGUGGCAAGGCUGACCAGAACGCGAUGCGUGACGCGCUCACGUUCUUAUUCAAUGUGUUCCGUUCGUUCGCAAGUUUUAAUCGCAAAUACACUGGCGCGGCGAACGACAGAGCGCGAUACCUCGGAACGCGAAGACGACGUGCGAUGGCAGCGCAGCCGGCACAGCCGGAGGAGUGGGCGGCGGUGGAGCAACAACCGGAAGUGUCGCGGUCCGUCAUCACCUCGGCGAUCGACCGGCUGAUUGAGCAGGGCAAGGAGACGGUAACUAUAGUGGCGGUGGGGAAGGGCAGCGUGGGCAAGAGCGCGACGCUCAACGCGCUGCUGGGGGACCGCCUCUUUCCCACGUCGGGCUUCCAGGCCUCCGCGCAUUUGCGUGAGGCCGUGCGCCAAUACGGCGGCGCCACGUUGCACGUCAUCGACACUCCCGGGCUCGUCGACGCCGGCACCGUCAACCGCGCCGCGCUCGACGCCAUCCUGCAAGCGCUGGUGGGGCGGAGUGUGGACGUGCUGCUAUAUGUGGAUCGCCUGGACGCGUACCGCGUGGACACCAUCGACGCGCUCGUCGCGCAGGGCAUCUCCAACGCCUUCGGGCCCCAGGUCUGGAAGCGCGCGGUGGUGGUGUUGACGCGCGCGCAGCUGUCGCCGUCGGACGGGCGCGCCUUCAGCGACUUCGUGGCGGCACGCAGCGACGCGCUGCUGGCCAUGAUCCGCAAGCAGGGCCGCCUGGGGAGGAACGAUGAGGUGCCAGUGGCGCUAGUGGAGGGCAUGGAGGGGCGCUGUCGAACCAACGACGACGGCGAGAAGAUCCUACCGGACGGCCGCGCGUGGUUCCCAUGUCUGGUGGAGGCGGUGGUGGCGGUGGCGCUGAGGAGGCAGCCGGUGGUGCGCGUGGACGAGCGCAUGGCGAGGGGCUUCAACCCCAACCGCGCCGGCAAGCUGCUCAUCCCCUUCCUCCUCGCCCUGCAGGUGGUGCUGGUGGCGCUGCCAUUGAGGCGAGCCAUGGAGUGGGACAAGGCUGAGGAGAAGCGGCACCGGCCGCGGUGGGAGGAGGAGGCGGAGGACUACCGCCGCUCCACCGCUGCUGCUGUCGCCCGCCGCCGCAUCGCCGCCUUCCAGCAGCAACAGGGCAAGGCCAACCCCAAGUGA